GACGACGACGACGCAGAAUGCAAGUCAAGCAGUCCAAUUCCAGAAAAGAUGAGCGUUGUAUAAAUAAACCCAUCUUCCCCUUCCACGCAUCCUGCUCUGCUCUCUCCACUGCAAAGAAACCUCUGCGAAGAAGAGAAGGGGCUACGAUUUGAGGAGAUCGAAACGAGUGGGAUCGAAGCAGAUUUCUUCGGCCACCGUACGACAUGGGAAUCUCGAGCCUACCUAACCCGUCUGAGAACGUGCUCACUCUGUUCCUCUUCAACGUCGCGCUCGCCGUCUCCAUCCUGAAGGAGUUCCUCCGCUCGGCGCUCCAUUUCCUCCGCCUCAGCUCGCCACCACCGGCGGAGAUGGACGGCGGGGGCGGCGCGGCGGAGCCCGGCCUCGCCGAGCGCUUCCGGAAGCGGUGCAGGCCGUUUCGGUUCGGGUCCGCGCUGGAGUGGCGGCGGGCGGCGGACUGCCGGGUUUGCCUCGGCCGGUUCGAGCCUGAGUCGGUGGUGAACCGGCUCGCCUGCGGGCACGUCUUCCACAUGGCUUGUCUGGAGACGUGGUUCGAGUACCACCACGCCACUUGUCCCCUUUGUAGGGCCCACGUCCUCCACGGGGAGGAACCCACCGCUUCAUUUUCACCUUCAGUCUCAUGAGACUGACUGCUUCCUAGUUUUUGUUUUUAGGUUCUUUGGCGCAGUGAUUGUAUAAAUCUUUCGUUUAAAUCAACUUAUUUGAUCCGGUCAAA
Messenger RNA from Zingiber officinale, 733 nucleotides. RefSeq names its product probable E3 ubiquitin-protein ligase XERICO. The record is from RefSeq and is a predicted model, not a curated record. Lineage: Eukaryota; Viridiplantae; Streptophyta; Magnoliopsida; Zingiberales; Zingiberaceae. Gene Ontology annotation, molecular function: zinc ion binding. The coding region runs from base 204 to 641 and encodes 145 amino acids. The transcript is spliced from 2 exons.